Molecule: messenger RNA, 768 nt
Organism: Metarhizium brunneum ARSEF 3297
Lineage: Eukaryota; Fungi; Ascomycota; Sordariomycetes; Hypocreales; Clavicipitaceae
Molecular function (GO): phosphatase activity
Source: RefSeq, a predicted model, not a curated record
AUGGACGGCCUGCUUCUUGACACGGAAGAUCUUUACACGCUGUGCGUGAACCUCGUCUUGGACAAAUAUGGACGGCCCCCGCUUCCCUGGUCCGUCAAGGCCAAACUCCAAGGUCGUCCCGGUCCGGCAGCCACCAAGAUCUUCUCCGACUGGGCAAAGUUGCCCAUCAGCACAGAGGAGUACAUGGCCCAGCUCCAUGUUUUCCACAACCAAGUGUUUCCGACUACCAAGCCGCUCCCCGGAGUCGUCGACUUGCUCACCAAGCUGUCGCACCCGGACAUCGAGAAUGUCCACAUUGCCUUGGCGACAAGCUCUCACAAGAGCAACUAUGAGCUCAAAACCGCUCACCUGGGGUACCUUUUGUCCAAGUUUCCAGAUCACCGCCGUGUGCUUGGCGAUGACGCUCGGCUGCAAUCCGGUCGGGGCAAGCCACUUCCAGACAUUUUCUUGCUGGCCCUGAAGACCAUCAACGACUCCCUUCCAGCUGGCGAGAAGCCCAUCACGCCCGAGGAAUGCCUCGUUUUUGAGGACUCUGUCCCGGGCGUCGAGGCUGGCCGAAGAGCCGGGAUGAGAGUGGUCUGGGUUCCACACGAAAAGCUCAAGGAGGAGGUUGCGGGCAGAGAGGAAGAGAUUCUGGCCGGUCGUGCUGGAGAAGCUGGAGAAGUCGACAUGCACCAGGUUGGUGAGAUUGGGGACGGGUGGGCCGAGGAACUGACCACUCUGGAGGCGUUCCCAUUCAAGAAGUAUGGCAUUGUUGUCCCUUCUUAG